Molecule: messenger RNA, 1245 nt
Organism: Anthostomella pinea
Lineage: Eukaryota; Fungi; Ascomycota; Sordariomycetes; Xylariales; Xylariaceae
Source: the annotation of a GenBank genome assembly
AUGAAGCUCACCAAGUUCGUCGCCCUGCUGUUCAGUAGCUCCGGAGCUCUAGGGCCGGAGCCCAUCGCGCAGAAACCCCUCCAUCCACCGCAUGCGUCGACUCCCUCCGCCUCGCCCGAACCCAAUGCCCCGGCCUACCGCGACGCCCUCGUUUCCCUGCACAAGUCUCUGGUCGACAUCUCGUCUGUCACCGGCACCGAGAAUGAGGUCGGAAGCUUCCUAGUCGAGUAUCUCACCGAGCGGCACUUUGUCGCCCAGCUCGAGUUCCUUCCGACCAACGACACGCGGCCUUCGAAACCACGCUUCAACGUCCUCGCCUGGCCGGGCCCCAACCGUCACCCGUCACCGAGCGUCCUUGUCUCCAGCCACAUCGACACCGUGCCCCCGUUCAUCCCGUACUCGCGCUCCGACCACGUGCCCAACGCCGACACCGUCAUCGCGGGCCGGGGCAGCGUCGACGCCAAGGCCAGCGUCGCAGCCCAGAUAACAGCCGUGUUGGAGCUGCUCGACGCCGAGAGCAUCGAUGCCGAAGAUGUCAUGCUGCUCUUCGUCGUGGGGGAGGAGCGCACCGGCGACGGCAUGCGGUACUUUUCCGACACGGUAUCGUCGUUGGACCCGCCGCCCAACUUCAAGGCCGCCAUCUUCGGCGAACCGACAGAGGGCAAGCUCGCGUGUGGCCACAAGGGCUUCUUUGGUUGCACGGUGACGGCACACGGGAAAGCCGGCCACAGCGGGUAUCCGUGGCUGGGCAAGAGCGCCACCGAGAUCUUGAUGAGGGCCAUGGUCAAGGUGCUGGACACGGACCUGGGAAGCAGCGACGACUUCGGAAACACCACGAUCAAUGUCGGCACGCUCGAGGGCGGCGUGGCCGCUAAUGUCAUCUCGGAGACGGCCGUGGCGCAGAUUGGUGGCCGCGUGGCCAUUGGCCCCGAGGCCGAUGGUGGCAAGGUCGUCGUGGAGAGGCUGCGUGAUGUGCUGGAGAGUGUGGACGAGGACGCGUUUGAUUUGUCAUGCACGAACGGCUAUGGAGUGGUCAAGUGUGACUGCGACGUUGACGGCUUCGAGACCAUCACGGUCAACUAUGGCACGGACGUGCCCAACUUCAAAGGUAACCACACACGCUACCUGUACGGCCCAGGCACCAUAUUGGUGGCACAUGGCCCGGACGAGGCCAUCAAGUUGAAGUAUCUGGAAACGGCUGUUGAAGACUACAAGAAGCUCAUCUUGCAUGUACUUCAAGGAUAG